CUGGUGACUCCUUCAAGCGUACGGAAAACAGACCACGUUCUGGCUUCUUCUGCGGCCUCUUCCAUCAAAUCUCAAAGGAACCCUCCGACAAUGGCAGCCGACCCUAGUAGCCUCAGCGAGCAGGAACGGGCUACGCAUCUCCUGGAUGCGCAGAACAUGGCUUUCCAGCUGUUCCAGGAAAUCGAGCGAGACUUGAUCCGCCCAGGAGUCAGCGAGAAGGCUUUGAGCAACGAGAUCCACGAGCUUGGGACGAAACGGCACAAUGUCCGAACCCAUUGGCACAAACGCGUCGUCAGAAGUGGUCCCAACACGUUGAUGCCGUACGCGGAGAACCCUCCAGACCGCAUCAUACAGCCCGACGACAUCCUCUUUGUGGAUCUAGGUCCAGUGUUCGAGGCCUGGGAAGCGGACUUCGGACGCACCUUCGUCCUUGGAGACGACCCUGUCAAGAAGCGGCUGCAUGCCUCGUUGGAGCCGGUGUGGAACACGGUCAAGGCUCGCUAUGACGAGAACCCCGACAUGACAGGAGGACAACUCUAUGACAUCGCGUGCGAAGUGGCCCGGCUUGAAGGGUGGGAGUUUGGCGGUCAGAUUGCCGGGCAUCUGGUCGGAUCUUUUCCACAUGAGCGCAUCCCGAACGACAAGAUCACGCUGUAUAUCACAAAGGGAAAUACGGAACAGAUGAGUCGAGUUGACGGGAAAGGUCAAAAACGGCAUUGGAUUCUGGAGAUUCAUUUGGUCGACCGAGAACGCCAGAUCGGUGCGUUCAUGGAGCAGCUCCUGACCAUUGUUUGAUAUACAAGAGACACACGAGUUGCCUAGGGUUGUUAGCCCAUUGUCGCUGUUUUUCCCAGGUUGUCCUCCUCGAAAGGAGGGUUCGGUUGUUCCCGUUAAUACCCCGUAUUCUUCGACGAGUGGUCGGGCCCAAAUACUCUGCCGGUGCUAGUCCGGGCGUUUGGCGUCAAACAAGAUCCAGGUAAGUCUGGAGUGGUCAAGCUAUAUUCUCUAGCCUAGGAGGAAGCCAGCAUACAUUGAU
Exophiala xenobiotica is the source of this 1036-nucleotide messenger RNA. RefSeq lists its product as uncharacterized. The record is from RefSeq and is a predicted model, not a curated record. Bases 91 to 795 code for a protein of 234 amino acids. The transcript has a single exon. Lineage: Eukaryota; Fungi; Ascomycota; Eurotiomycetes; Chaetothyriales; Herpotrichiellaceae.